UUUCACUUCGAGCCGAGCAGACGCCAACCCCUCGCAGACAAAACCCUGGAACAGGAAACCCAGAGGGCCGAGAGUCCCCGGCCCCCCCCCUAUUUCCCCAGCCCGGGGCAUCCCUGCCCGGGACUCCACGCCUCUUAGCAUUUGGCCAGCGAGGUCCCUGCAGCCGCCGGCACUCACGCGCCCGCGCCCAGCCCGCGCCCUCGGCUCCAUCCCGCUCGCGGGCCCGGGCCAGGAGGGCUGGACCGGCUCGCGGCCCGCCAUGGAGGUGGAGGAGGCGUUCGGGGCCGUGGGGCAGAUGGGCAUCUACCAGAUGUACUUGUGCUUCCUGCUGGCCGUGCUGCUGCAGCUCUACGUGGCCACGGAGGCCAUCCUCAUUGCACUGGUAGGGGCCACACCAUCAUACUACUGGGACCUGGCUGAGCUCCUGCGGAAUCAGAGCCAUGGGAACCUGUCAGCAGGGGAAGCUCAGGCUCUGGGUGACUGGCUUCUGACAGCGAAUGGCAGCGAGGUCCACAAACAUGUGCACUUCAGCAGAAGCUUCACCUCCAUCGCCUCAGAGGAGACCUCUGAUUACCUGAUCUUCUCCCAAAGCGAGAUUUUCCUGUACAUGGGCUGUAAAUAUUUUGAUGGGAAAUUCAGGGGUGGGGUGACCUGGAGUUUGACAGAAAUUAUGAUCAGAACUGUGUCAUCAUACCUAGGUAUAUUGUCUGAUUUCUGGCAAUAUCCAAGUGCAAAUUUUACCUUGGAAUUAAAUAUUGGCCAAAUGGGCAGAAGUUUUGCUCUUGACAUCUUAUUUGCUAUUGCAAAUGGAUUUUCCCCCUCAUAUGAAUUCUUUGCAGUAACUCGCUUCUUGGUGGGCAUGAUGAAUGGAGGGAUGUCGCUGGUGGCCUUUGUUCUGCUGAAUGAAUGUGUGGGCACCGCCUACUGGGCACUUGCAGGAUCAAUUGGUGGCCUCUUCUUCGCAGUGGGCAUCGCUCAGUGUGCCCUACUAGGCUACUUCAUCCGUUCCUGGAGGACCCUUGCCAUUCUGGUUAACCUGCAGGGGACAGUGGUCUUCCUUUUAUCACUAUUCAUUCCUGAAUCACCUCGUUGGUUAUACUCCCAGGGUCGGCUGAGCGAGGCUGAAGCAGCCCUGUACCUCAUUGCCAAGAGGAAUCACAAGCUCAAGUGCACGUUCACGCUGACACAUCAAGCCAACAGGAGCAGCAAGGAAACUGGAAGUUUCCUGGACCUCUUCCGUUACCGGGUCCUCUUGGGACACACGCUGACCCUGAUGUUUAUCUGGUUUGUUUGCAGCUUGGUGUAUUAUGGCCUCACCCUGAAUGCAGGUGAUCUAGGAGGAAAUAUUUAUGCCAACCUGGCCCUGUCUGGCCUCAUAGAGAUCCCAUCUUACCCUAUCUGCAUCUACUUGAUUAACCAAAAAUGGUUUGGUCGGAAGCGGACAUUAGCAACAUUUCUGUGCCUGGGAGGACUGGCUUGUCUUAUUGUAAUGUUUCUUCCAGAGAAGAAAGGCUCGGGUGUGUUUGCAGUGGUGAACAGCCGUUCCUUGUCUCUGCUGGGGAAGCUGACUAUCAGUGCUGCCUUCAACGUCGUGUACAUCUACACGUCUGAGCUUUACCCAACCGUCAUCAGGAACGUUGGACUUGGAACUUGUUCGAUGUUCUCCCGUGUCGGUGGAAUUAUUGCUCCCUUCAUCCCCUCACUGAAAUAUGUGCAGUGGUCUCUACCCUUCAUUGUUUUCGGAGCCACUGGCCUGACCUCAGGCCUCCUGAGUUUAUUAUUGCCAGAAACUCUUAACAGUCCAUUGCUGGAGACCUUUGCUGACCUCCCGGUGUAUUCCUACAGAAGACUGGGAGAGGAAGCAUUAUCUCUACAUACCUUGGACACCCCACAGUGUGCAGACAAGGAGAGCACCAGAGGGAGUGAGAGUGAGGAAGAGGAAGAGUUCUACGAUGCAGAUGAAGAGACGCAGAUGAUCAAGUGAGGAGCCCAGAUUUUCCUGUCAGAAGCAGAGGAUCGUCUUUCUUGCCUCUGUCUGAGGAAGGUUCUCCCAGGGAAUAAGAGCUACAGAAAGACAGGUUGAGAGCCUCCAUAGAAGGAACUCAGCAAUAGUUGCUCAUGUAUCUGAAAUUCAGGUUUACCUCAGAGUCAUUAUCUCCAGCCAGAGCUCGUAUCUAUACACCAAGUGGCAAAGCGAUUGGUUUAUGUCUAUAGGUUUGAUCAAGUUGCUCUCCCUUCAUCAUAUCCUAAUGGCAUGUGUGUUAAGUUUCUUCUUCUCAUUCUAAUGAGAUUAGAUAAACUGCCCUUAAGAGUGUAUCCUUAUAUCUGCCAUCUGGAUCAGCUACACUGCAUCAGAAAUCUGUAGAGGUAGAUUGGUGUGGACAUUUCAGUUUCAUGCCAAAGAAAAAUCACAGAGAUUUCCUUUUGUGUGGCGCAGACCCUUUGGGGGUUUUUUGUUUGUUUUCUUUUCUUUUCUUUUUUUAUAUGAUAAGACAGAUAGAAAUUGAGAGGGGAGGAGAAGAUAGAGAGAGGGAGUGAAAGAAAGAUACCUGCAGACCUCCUUCACUGCUGGUGAAGCCUCCCUCUUCUAGAUAGGGAGUGGAGGCUUGAACCUAUGUGCUUUUGCAUGGUAAGAUGUGUGCUCAACUGGAUGUGCCACUGCCUUAACCCCUCCCCCCAAGACUCUUUAGUUUUACCCUAAAUGAUGAAAUUUUAGUCCUCAGCUAAUAAUUGGCUUGAGCUCUUAGUGUCUUUGGUUCCAAAUAUGAUUCAGAAGGAAAAAAAAAAAAUCCAGUGGCACCAAAGUAAUGCUCUUGAACAGAGAUAUGACUAUGAUUCCCUGUCAGCUGCUUUCUGCACUUGAAUGGUGUCAUUGCUUCUGUUCCUUCUUAACCUUCACCCCCCAGAAUAAUAUCCAUCUUGGUUUUAAUACCAGCAAUAGCUGCAUGAUCAAGUUUUAUAACGAUGGAAUAGAGUAAAGGAAGUGAUUUGUUUAGCUUUUAAAUAUUAAAAUAAAGUGGGGAGAGAGUGGGGAAAUACUAUUUUUAAUAAGAAAGAAAAUUACUUUUCACAAUUCUUAUUUAUUUUGUUUUCAGUGUUGUGCAAUAAAGGGCCUGGGCAACAUUUAUGAACUUAAAUUCUUCUAGGCCUAGAACCCUGCUUCUUUCUUUUUUCUUUUCUUUUCUUUUCCUUUUUUUUUUUUUUUUUUUUUUUUUUUGCUUCCAGGAUUAUCACUGGGGCUUGGUGCCAGCACUAUGAAUCCACUGCUCCUGGAGGCUAUUUUUCCCAUUUUUGGUGCCCUUGUAUUAUUAAUAUUGUUGUAGCUGUUGUUGUUGUUAGAUAGGACAGAGAGAAAUCGAGAUGGGAGGGGAAGACAGAGGGGGGAGAGAAAUAUAGACACCUGUAGACCUGCUUCACCGCUUGUGAAGUGACCCCCCUGCAGGUGGGGAGCUGGGGGCUCGAACUGGGAUCCUUAUGCCAGUCCUUGCGCUUUGCGCCAUGUGCGUUUAACCCGCUGCGCUACUGCCCACUUGUUUCUUCAAAAUGGAAGACUGAGUAAUUUCAUAGCAAAUGCUAGAUUGUUACAAAUUCUAAAUUCUACCAAUUUUUUAUUAUUUAUUUAUUUAUUUAUUUUUGCCACCAGUGUUAUGGCUGGGCUCAGUGUCUACACAAGGAAUCCACCACUCUUGGCAGCUACUUUUUCUUUCCUUCUUCCUUCCUUCCUUUCUUUCUUUCUUUCUUUCUCUCUCUCUCUUGCCCUUUCUUCCUAGCUUUCUUUCUGUUAAUUAUAAUAGAGAUAGAGAGAAAUAAGAUGAGAGAGAAAGAAUAAUACCUGCUGCCUGUUCCACCACCCAUGAAGCUUUCCCCUUGCAGGUGGGGACUGGGUGCUCAAAUCUGGGCCCUUAAACAUGGUAACUUGAGUUCUUUAUCUGUUGCACUACAUAAAAUCAAAGUUAGUUUCAUAAACUUUUGCCCAGAGAAUAUUUCCCCAGAAACUUUAAUGUUACCUCAAAUUGGAGUAUUCACUUGAACUCAAAAAGCUUGGACAUUAUUGCUUUAAGUCACUUUCCCAGCUUGAAAAAUAUCUGUCUUGUACACUUGUACUAAUUUUGUGGAGAAAUAGAACUUGCAUUAGAAGUAAAGAGAAGCAGUCACUGUCGUUGCUAAUUGUUGUUUUUGGAAACCUUGAAGACAUCAGCCUGGCUGGGAAGAAUACUCUCCCAUCCUCUCCCACAUUGACCUCUUGGUUUAUACACCAUAGCAGUUUAUACCUUUGUAUGUGUUGAAGUAUUAUGUAUGUCCCCAGAGGAUUAGAUAUAGGACUCUUUAUAAAUAGGGGUCAUUUUAACUAUUGCUUGUUUUCUCUUCUAUGUUUAGAAUUUAGACCUAGACACUGUAAGGACCUAGUAAGUACUGUGGUACUAAAAAAAAGUAUUGUAGUAUUGUCAUCAGAAAACUUAGGGAACUGUUCCAUAGCACUCAGGCAGAUGUGACCCAAACAUGGAAGUUGUUGAAUGUUGCUGACUUUCUCUGGAAAAUGAAACCUUUCCCACCAAAAGGAGGGGAAGAAAGGAAGA
This is a messenger RNA of Erinaceus europaeus (western European hedgehog), 4577 nucleotides long. It is a transcript of the gene SLC22A15, whose product is annotated as solute carrier family 22 member 15. The coding region runs from base 260 to 1984 and encodes 574 amino acids. Gene Ontology annotation, cellular component: membrane. Gene Ontology annotation, biological process: transmembrane transport. The record is from RefSeq and is a predicted model, not a curated record. Gene Ontology annotation, molecular function: transmembrane transporter activity. The transcript is spliced from 13 exons. NCBI's taxonomy places the organism in Eukaryota, Metazoa, Chordata, Mammalia, Eulipotyphla, Erinaceidae.